This is a messenger RNA of Aspergillus neoniger CBS 115656, 1787 nucleotides long. Its product is annotated as queuosine 5'-phosphate N-glycosylase/hydrolase. The record is from RefSeq and is a predicted model, not a curated record. The transcript is spliced from 4 exons. NCBI's taxonomy places the organism in Eukaryota, Fungi, Ascomycota, Eurotiomycetes, Eurotiales, Aspergillaceae. Bases 361 to 1590 code for a protein of 409 amino acids.
GGUCGAUCGAUUAGGACACUGCUUCCUAGAUGACAUUGGAGAAUUAGCUCCGUAGAUAAAUAACUUGGUAGUGCGUGAAUUUCCGCUGGGAAAUUCGCCUUGGAGCCUGCCUUUGGCCCGAUCGCCCUUUCUGGCAACAACCGUCUUUGAUCCAAAGACAGUCGCUCGUGGGGAUUUCCCAUUUUCAAUCCGUUUUCCUCUUUCCCUCCAUCUCCCUCCCCUUUCCUCGCUAUCGCCUCUGCCGUGAGCCCGGAGUUCGCUGCUUCUCCGUCUUCUCCUCGCCAAUUUCGCUCUACACUUCGGUUGGCACCUAACCGAGCAAAAAAAGUGUCACCGGGCAAGACCUGUCCCCCUGGAGCUAUGUCGGACGACGAAGCAGACCCCGAGUUGAUUGCGCUUCUGCGCAAGACACUGGGACUGGGAGGCUCUUCUGAUCCUCGAACCGCAGAGACAAAAGUGCUGGAAAAUGCGCAAUACGCUUUCGACAAUGCUAUCGACGUCGCAUUGAACCCCUCCAAGACGAAAGAAGCCGCGGAGACGAUAUGGAAUUUGAUGCAGAAGAAGGAAUACUCGACGCAAACAUGGUCGGAGCACGAAUUACACCCUAAAGCGAAAGACGAAAACACCGUCGACUUCAUUUUCACGAUGGAUCUCCUCAACUUCAGUUUCUGGUCGGAGCUCCCUAGCGAGAAGCGCUUUGCGAUUGAGUACCGAGGAAGGAAGUGGACAGGCUACUGGAGCUUGGUCGCUGCCUUGCAGAGGGCUUUGGAUGAGGACAUUCCAAUCACCACGCCGGAGUUUUGGACCAAGGAAGAUGAAUGUACCGAGGAACUCAUUAAGCAUGUCUUCCGCUCUGCCACCGAUGAAGAGAUUCCUUUGCUCCAGGAACGUCUUCAGUGCCUGCGAGAGGCAGGUCGAGUUCUUUGCAGAGAGUAUGAAGGUAGUUUUGUCAAUUGCAUCUACAACUCCAACUACUCUGCGGCUUCGCUGGUCAAUUUGCUAGCAGAGAGCUUCUCCUGCUUCCGGGACGAGACAACCUUCCACGGGCGGAGAGUGCGGAUCUACAAGCGGGCUCAGAUCUUGGUUGCGGACCUUUGGGCUUGCUUCAAUGGUGAGGGGUAUGGAGAGUUUAACGAUAUUGAUAAAAUCACCAUGUUUGCAGACUAUCGAAUCCCUCAGAUGCUCCACCAACUCGGCUGUAUGUCAUACUCGCCGCCCUUGGAAAGCCACAUACGCAGGUUGCAGCCGAUCCCUAGCGGGUCCAACUGGGAGAUUGAGCUUCGAGCAACCAGUAUCUGGUGUGUCGAAUUGAUAAGAAGGGAGAUCGAACGCCGACACCCAGAAACCAGGGUGAACCCGACGGUGAAGCUCAACAAAGACAAGGAGGCAGAAGAAGACGAAGACACUGAAGAUCACCAGCAGAAAUGCUCAACCCAGAAAUUUGUCAAAAAGGAGCCCGUCCAAAAACCCGCUGGAAUGGGCGUGAACGCUAUCUUGAUAGAUUUCUUCCUCUACGACACCAUGAAAGAAAUAGAGAAGACCGGACAGGAGUCCAUCCCGCAUCAUCGGACAAGGAGUAUCUGGUAUUAGACUGGCGGCAAAGCAUAUAAUCUGCGUUUGUUUUUGUCUCUAUCGGCUUUUCUACACUAUACCCCGUUGCUUAACUUGGCCACGCAUUUCGUUCAAAGGUUGCUUUUCGGGUGGGUGAUGGGUAUAGACUUGCAUUCAUUGUGAUAAUGAUACCAUAGCAUUGCUUUUCAACUUUACCCUUAUUUGUGGGAUUCUGU